GGGGUUGUUAGUGGGGGCUCAUGAGAGCUCAUAAGUCAAACACAUGGAGGGCCAAUCAGAGGGACCUGCGUGGGCAGAAAGCCGCUAGGUUACACUCAUGAAGUUCUUAUACACUUGACACAGGACGAGCACAGACUGAGAAGACUUUCUGGAGCAUUGGAUUUGACCAGAAAUCUGCAGCAACCUUUUAUUUUGAGUUCUCACUAUAUGGAUUUACUCUGACGGUUACAGAGAAAUGGCCAUUCCCCGGAUGUUUAGCUCCAAGACACCGUUCAUCGUUGUUACCGGGGGCUCUGAGCACUCUUUUCUGGGUAAAGAAGAGAGCAGCCAAGGAUGUGAGGAGGAGACGGACUCCCUGGUUCAAGCCAUCGGACCCCAUCUGACCCAUGUGAUGCAACACGGCACCGCCAAACACGUGAUAAAAGAUGGCCUGGAGGGGAUUCCUUGUGUGUCCAUAGUGGCACAAGCUGAGAGAGAGGACUUCCAAGAGUUCAGCCCGUCCAGCACUCUGCAUCCCUACCCGCAACUUUACCUCCUCCAGAAGCACAGAUCUCUCAGUGAGGAAGCUGCCUUAAUAUGCGACACUGAAGAUGAGGAUUUGGAUGAAGUGUUUCAUCAACACCUCCACAGGAAACAGCGCAGGAAGCCUCGGAGCAAGCUGAAGACGCUGGAGGAAGGAGGGGAGCCUCCAGUUAUCCAGGGUCUGUGGGUGCAGGAGAUCGACUGGCUGAAGGCAACUUUACCCGCUGAGAUCAUACCGCCUCCUCCUCAGUUCACGGACUCCUGCUGCCCGCUGGACUCCUGCAAGUCUGGACAGACAGACGUCUCGUCCAGCUCUGAUGACAGACAAGGCUCAGACUGCGAAUCUGUUUUCACUCAGGAGAGCGGGUCAGACUCAUCUUACAGUGCUGCUGCCGAUCAAUGUGAAUUAGAAUCAGACAUGUCUGAUCCGAACUCUGACCUGACGCAUGUAUCUGGUUUUCACUCCGAUUGGGAUUCCGGAUCCUCAGAGUGUGCCCGAAGCUUACAGGAAAUUCCGAUUUCAGACUCAUCUCAGAUGGCUUUUACUUUUAAUAAAAGUGACUCCGAAUUUGAUGAGCUGAAAGGCAGAGUGAAGCAGAUACCCAAACUCUUCAUUUCAACUUUCUUUAUCAACUCGAUGAAACAGAUUCUGGACAGCUGGACGACCACCAAACCUGCCAACGAAGGACUUAUAUUCCAUCAUCUUCUACAGCCCAACAGUUUUCAGUACCGAGAGGGAGAGGAGUAUGUUGUCCUUCAUCACAUCCAGAACGGCUCGUAUGGUGAUGUGUUCUGUGUCCGGGAUAAAAGCACCGGAUUUAAAUGCGCUGCCAAAAGGAUUCCCCUGAGUCACUUUAGCUGUGAUGAGGUGAAGACUUGGAGCGCCCUGAACACCCCACGAGUUGUGGAGCUGUUUGGAGCUGUGAGAGAUGGGCUGAGCGUCAUACUCUUCAUGGACCUCAAACCAGCUUGCUUGGCUCAGCUUCUAAAGGAGAUGACCUGCCUCCCUGAAGAUCUGGCCCUGCAUUAUCUUCAUCAGACACUGGGGGCACUAGAGCACCUGCACCACAGAAAGGUGCUUCACCUGGAUGUAAAAGCUGACAACGUGCUGCUGUCUGCAGACUGCAGAGACACAUUCCUCUGUGACUUUGGUCUCUCAGAGAUGUUGGAUGACAGCGGACGGAGCACCAAAGCCUUUAGAGGAGCAGCCUUUCCUGGCACAGAGACCCAUAUGGCCCCGGAGGUGGCGCGAGGAGAUCAAGCGUGCCCCAAGGCAGAUGUGUGGAGCAGCUGCUGUAUGCUACUGCACAUGCUCAAUGGAUGCCAGCCGUGGAUACGCUACUAUACCCAUCCACUGUGUCUCCAGAUCGUCAAUGGGCCUCCACCUCUGUGGGAGGUGCCAUCCAAUUGUAACAACUUCACAGCCAAAGUGUUUAGGGCCGGACUGCAGAAGGACCCGGACAGACGAGCGUCGGCCAAGGACCUCAGGAGGAAAACUACUAAGGCCCUCAGAGCAGUUGGAGGUCUGAGCCCUUCCUCACUCAAAACUGCCUCUGACGCGUUGCAUCAUGGCCAGCGUGAAGACAAACUCUUUCCCCCCAAAGAACCAUCGUCACCGUCGCACACCGCUUCCACAGAUCCGGCUGCGCUCUGGGUGAGCCCUUGGAGGACAGUGGCAGUGGACGAGGACAACGUCGACGUCUCAGAGACAGACUCCAUCACGGGGGAGUGGGACUCCCAUCCGAGGCCACUGCGAGAUCAAUACGCCGAUGAAGGGCCAUGGGAGACCGGCUCUGAGUCAGAGGUGGACAUAUACAUGGCAGAGGAAGAGGAGUGCACUCAGGAGAAGUUGCUGAAAACGGAUAAAGACUACGAGGGAGACUGGGAGGAGGAGGAGGAGGAGGAUGAAGAGUGGGACUCGUCUGACUCCACGGAGUAUCUCCGUACGCUCAGGGGCCUUUUCCCUUUGCUGCGGAGAGGCCUGCAGACAGAUGAAGCUUCAUGGGGAUCAGAGGCGGAGCUGGAAUAUCUCAGAGAUGAUGUUCCUGUUGGAACCACCGUCCAGACUCCGUCCCCAGAACCUCGAGAUGAACCUCCGUCUUGUUUCAGCUGCUCGGACACGUCGCAGAUAGAUGAGGACUCAGAACAUUCAUCUGACGACCUCAGCUCUGGAGUGUUUUCCUCCUGCAACAGUCACUCCAGCAGACAACUGGUGUGGAUCCCUUCAGCCGAUCAACCCUAUUCUCGCUGCUUUGAGGGUGUUGACAUCUGGAUUGAGAACAUUCAGGGGGAGUGUUUCAGGAUCCGAGAACGGCGGAGGGUCAAAGUGGGUCAUGUUGCCAUAGGAAUCAGUGACCAGAUCUCAGGAAAAACCUUCACUUUGGAGACUCUGGACAGAAAGACGGUGUCCUUUGAGGACGAGAUCAGAGAGCCUGGAUCCUGGUUCCGCUGUGUUCCUGCUCCUGACAGAUGUCAGCGCUGGAGCUGGAGAGUCCAAGACGGAAAGCUGGAGCUCAGAGAAUGA
This is a messenger RNA of Fundulus heteroclitus (mummichog), 3046 nucleotides long. RefSeq names its product mitogen-activated protein kinase kinase kinase 14. Lineage: Eukaryota; Metazoa; Chordata; Actinopteri; Cyprinodontiformes; Fundulidae. Gene Ontology annotation, molecular function: ATP binding; protein kinase activity. The record is from RefSeq and is a predicted model, not a curated record. Bases 236 to 3046 code for a protein of 936 amino acids. The transcript is spliced from 15 exons. Gene Ontology annotation, biological process: protein phosphorylation; positive regulation of canonical NF-kappaB signal transduction.